AUGGCAGCUCAGUGUUCCCACGCAGCUCUGGGGGCCUACAGAAAAGCCCGCAGAGCUGCUGAGGCCCUUUUAGCAGCAGAACUUAGUAGGGGGCCCCCUGGGGGCCCCCAGGGGGGCCCCCAGGGGGGCCCCCAGGGGGCCCCCAAGCUGGGGGGCCCCAAGCUGGAGGCCCUGGGGGCCCUCGCUGUCUGGCUGGACUCUUGGGAGCAGCAGGGAGAGGCCAAGGUGGUCCUCAAGCUGCCAGAUGAAGAGACGGGCCUUCAGAUUGUGAAGGAGGCAAUGCUGUCAGGGCUCAACGCUUGCUGCAUCCACGACGCAGUGGGCACAACAUCGAGGGGACGCACCCAAGUACCCAGCGGGUCAAUGACGGCCAUUGCUGUGGGGCCUGGUGAGGCAGCAGCAGCAGCAGCAGCAGCAGCAGCAACAGCAGCAGCAGCAGGAAUAGCGGCAGCAACAGUAAUAGCGGCAGCAGCAGCAGCAAAAAUAGCGGCAGCAGCAGCAGCAGCAGGAACAGCAGCAGCAGCAGGAAUAGCGGCAGCAACAGUAAUAGCGGCAGCAGCAGCAGCAAAAAUAGCGGCAGCAGCAGCAGCGGCAGCGGGAACAGCAGCAGCAGCAGGAAUAGCGGCAGCAACAGUAAUAGCGGCAGCAACAGCAGCAAGAAUAGCGGCAGCAGCAGCAGUAGUUAGCACCGGUAGUUCUAUCCUCGCAGCUGCAGCAGCAGCAGCAGCUGUUGCUGCAGCAGCAACAGCAGUUGCUGCGGUAAGAGGCCCUCAGCUCGACAGUGGGCAGCUGCUUCCACUGAAGGCAGCAGCAGCAGCAGCAAAAGCAACAGCAGCAGCAGCAGCAGCAAAGGCAGCAGCAGCAGCAGGCAAGGUCAUCAAUGUGUCUGUGGUCGCGCAGCUGCCAGUGCCUGCACACACAAAAAGGCCAGCCCAGCCACAGGGGGCGUCGUUUGAUUCUCCACUGCAGCAGCAGCAGCAACAGCAGCAGCAGCAACAGCAGCAGCAGCAACAGCAGCAGCUGCAUCUACUUUCUGGUGCGCAUACACCGACCACCCUGUGCGUGGCACCGGUAGCUACUGCUGCUGCUGCUGCUACUGCUGCUGCUGUUGCUGCUGCUGCUGCUACUGCUGCUGCUGCUGCUGCUGACCUGGCUUUGCUGCAGCAGCAAAAUGGCAGAAGCCGCAGCUCGUUAUUAAGGGCUGCAGCGCCGGCAAAUCAGCAGCACGAAGGGCCUCUUGUAUCUGCGGGCAAAGACUGGAGGAAACGAACUGCAGCAGCAGCAGCCGCUGCUGCUGCAGCCUGCAGCAGACGCACAAGCAGUGCGCAGCAAAGUCCUCUGCAGCAGCAGCAAACAGCAGCAGCAGCAGCACCGACAGCAGUACAAGCAGCAAUACCAGGCGGCAGCGCCAAACAGCAGCAACAAAGAACAGCAGCAAACGGCAUCAACAAACAGCAGCAACAAACAGCAGCAACAAGCAGCAGCAACAAACGGCAGCAACAAACAGCAGCAGCAAACAGCAGCAGCAAACAGCAGCAGCAAUGCAUGCAGCCCCACCAGCAGGCUUUGGGGCUGUCGCUUUCACAGAAAGCCACAAGGGCCCCCAAGGGGGGCCCCCAAGAGGGUACAGGGGCCCCCCGGGCCCUGGGGGGCCCCCCUGGGGCCUGGGGGCCCCCCAGCAGCUGCAGCGCCAAAAAUGCCUCAUAG
Messenger RNA from Eimeria necatrix, 1707 nucleotides. Its product is annotated as peptidyl-tRNA hydrolase PTH2 domain-containing protein, putative. Gene Ontology annotation, molecular function: peptidyl-tRNA hydrolase activity. Bases 1 to 1707 code for a protein of 568 amino acids. The record is from RefSeq and is a predicted model, not a curated record. Gene Ontology annotation, cellular component: cytosol; mitochondrion. The transcript is spliced from 6 exons. Lineage: Eukaryota; Apicomplexa; Conoidasida; Eucoccidiorida; Eimeriidae.